AUGGUGCCCAGGGAAGCCCCUGAGUCCACCCAGUGCCUUUGCCCUUCCCUUACCAGCCUCAGUGCCAAGGAUGUGCUUCGGAGAAGGCACAAGAGGAGGAGCCGACAGCACCAGCGAUUCAUGGCGCGGAAGGCCUUGCUGCAGGAGCAGGGGCUGCUGAGCAUGCCCCCAGAGCCAGGACCCCUCCAGCUGCCUAUCCUGUCAGAGGCACCACCAGGCACUGCAGCUGCCAGCAGCAGGAGGCAGCGUCCAAGGGCUGAACCCAGCAGGGCCCCGUGCUGCAGAAGGCCCACCCCCAGGGAAGCGUCAGGGCCCUUGCCCAGCAAGUGUGUGGCUAUCGACUGUGAGAUGGUAGGCACGGGACCCCGAGGGCGGGUCAGUGAGCUGGCCCGCUGCUCCGUGGUGAGUUACCACGGCGACGUCCUCUACGACAAGUACAUCCGGCCCGAGAUGCCCAUCGUGGACUACCGCACUCGCUGGAGCGGCAUCACUCAGCAGCACAUGCGCAAAGCCAUCCCCUUCCAGGUGGCCCAGAAAGAGAUCCUUAAGCUCCUGAAGGGUAAGGUGGUGGUGGGGCAUGCACUGCACAAUGACUUCCAGGCUCUCAAGUACGUCCAUCCUCGGAGCCAGACCCGGGACACCACUUAUGUUCCAAAUCUCCUCAGCCAGCCCGGCUUCCACACCCGGGCCCGGGUCUCACUUAAGGAUCUGGCCCUGCAGCUGCUGCACAAGAAGAUCCAGGUGGGUCUGCAUGGGCACUCAUCAGUGGAAGAUGCCACGACUGCCAUGGAGCUGUACCGGCUGGUGCAGGUGCAGUGGGAACAGCAGGAGGCCAGCAGCCUCUGGACCUACCCUGAGGACAGAGAGCACGACAGCAGCACAGACAUGGAGCAGUAUAUGGAGGACCAGUACUGGCCUGAGGACGUGCCCCAGGGCACCAGAAGAACAGGGGAGCCACAGGAUGGAAGGGAGUGAGGGAGGAGGCACUUUUGGGCAGGACUCCAUGUGGGGUGAGUGGGAGGUGAGGCCAGGAGAGAGCGGGGCAGGGUGAGGCAGGACACAGCCAGCCCCAGGGGCAGGAGUCGGGAAUGUCUGGCCUCUUGAGGCCCCUGUCCACAGCACAGCCCUCUGUCUCCCCAGAGCUGUUAUUGGUCCUUUCUCCUGACUCCUGUGGUUUUGCUAAUGGCACUUUACAGACUCCAUGGAAAUAACAGGUGUACUAUCUUCUGGGGCCCAGCAGGAAUAGGGAAUGUGCCAACAGAUAUUCCCAGGCUGUCACUGGCCUUCCCUGAGGUCACCAUGCUGUGUUAUAUAAAUGGGUUAAUAUCUCCCUCUGGGGGUGUUGGUGGGGACAUUGAUAUCCAGGAGCUGCCUUAACUCAGUGACUUGGGAUAAAGUUCUGUUCCUGUCUGCCACCUAUGUCUUCCUCCAGAGUCAUUUCCAGGUUCAGAAUAAAUAUGCCUGGAAGUUGAAUAAUUAAGUCCUCUAAAACUCAUUUCUUCCUCAUCUCUCUGACCUGGAAUUCUGGCUACAGCCAUUGUGGCCUGUCAUCUGGCCUUCCAUGUGGAGCUGGCCCCUUCACGUGGUUGACCUGAGAGCUCUCCAGGUACAACUUGGGGAGGAGGGGAAUCCAGAUAAGUUUGGGAUGAGAAUUGGUAUAUUUAUUUUGACACAAAUCCUGCCCACCCAGCACUAAGCUCUCUUAAGCAAAAGCCUGAGAAAGGAGACAGUGGUUUAAAUUCUCGGGCCCCUGACCUUUAUUAAGAAAAGGGCCACCAGUCUCUAGGGGUGCAGAGUCUGCAUGUCCACUGGGGCUAGGGCAGGGCAUUGGCAGCUGUACAGUGUUCCUGAACCUCAUCUGGUGCCCCCUCAGCUCUUUGACAAUCACUGUGGCUGUUUCUCCUAAUUUCUAAAAGCGUGCUCUUGUUUCUUGGAGGGCAAUUUUGGGGUAGUUGGGUAACCAUGAGCUCAGGUCACACAGACCUUCAAGCCCCAUCUUUGCUCACCACUUAGCUUUGAGAUCUUAGGCAAGUGAGUGAUUUCACUCUUGAGCCUGUUUCCUCAUCUGUAAAAUGGGGAUAGUGACAGCCUACUUCGUCAGGUAAAGAGAAUUAAACGUUAAGUGCUUAGCGUAGUGUCUGACACUGAGCCGUGGCCAGUGGGAGCUGCUGUUUCCUCUUUAAGGACUGGUUUCAACCUCUUUAGCACUUUUUUGUUUUUGUGGCUGGCCAGUAUGGGGAUCCAAACCCUUGACCUUCAGGUUUUCAGCACCACGCUCUAACCAACUAGCUAACCAGCCAGCCCUCAGCCUCUUUAGGAUAACACCUGAACACUGAGCCCUCGGGUUGAGCAGCUGUGGCCCAAACAGAACUGUUCUUGCUUGGGCACAGGCCAGGGUGAGAACACAGCUUGGAGUUUCAGGGUUAUCCAUGUAUCUUGUCUGUGGCUUCUCAUCAGCAUCCUGACACUGCAGGAGGUGAUGACACAGCAAAACAGCACAGGAGUCAGGGAGGUAGGGAAAUCGCUGAAACCACACUAACCUGCCCUUCAGCUGAUGCUCUGUUGGGUCACUGGCUUCCUCCCUGUCAGCACAGAGUAGGGAGCUGGCUGAGUCAUAUACCACUGCUGGCCCCUGGCUCCAAGACUUGUUCCAAAUUCCUUAGAAGUCUAGCUGACGCCACACUCAAAGCUGAGCGGUAGCUUUGAUUCUUUGGUUUGUGGGUUGGAGGGAGAUGGUUGCCAGUGGGAAAGUGUACUGCUUUACAUCAGCUAUGUUGUAAAAUCGUUUGUUCUGUAAUAAAACGCAGUUGGAAAAGUG
Galeopterus variegatus (Sunda flying lemur) is the source of this 2818-nucleotide messenger RNA. It is a transcript of the gene AEN, whose product is annotated as apoptosis enhancing nuclease. The record is from RefSeq and is a predicted model, not a curated record. Gene Ontology annotation, molecular function: nucleic acid binding; exonuclease activity. NCBI's taxonomy places the organism in Eukaryota, Metazoa, Chordata, Mammalia, Dermoptera, Cynocephalidae. The coding region runs from base 1 to 975 and encodes 324 amino acids. Gene Ontology annotation, cellular component: nucleus. The transcript is spliced from 3 exons.